GUGGCGCGGAGAAGUCUGCAAAACAAGAGACGGAGGAUUGCGUUAGCGACAUACCACUUCACGCCGGAGCCGCGGGUAGGAGCGUCGCGGUCGGACCCGGCCGCUGCGCGGUACUCUGAGGAAAAGCUACCGCCAGGUGGACGCGCCGCCGCAGCAGCAUCAUGGGGAAGGGCGACCCCAACAAGCCGCGGGGCAAGAUGUCCUCGUACGCCUUCUUCGUGCAGACCUGCCGGGAGGAGCACAAGAAGAAACACCCCGAUUCCUCGGUCAACUUCGCCGAGUUCUCCAAGAAAUGUUCCGAGAGAUGGAAGACCAUGUCUGCCAAGGAAAAAUCCAAGUUUGAAGAUAUGGCAAAAAGUGACAAAGCUCGCUAUGACAGGGAGAUGAAGAAUUAUGUUCCUCCCAAAGGUGACAAGAAGGGAAAGAAAAAAGAUCCCAAUGCGCCUAAAAGGCCUCCAUCUGCCUUCUUCCUGUUUUGUUCCGAACAUCGCCCAAAGAUCAAGAGCGAGCACCCUGGCUUAUCCAUUGGCGAUACUGCCAAAAAAUUGGGUGAAAUGUGGUCUGAGCAGUCAGCCAAAGACAAACAACCCUAUGAACAGAAAGCAGCUAAGCUAAAGGAGAAGUAUGAAAAGGAUAUUGCCGCAUACCGUGCCAAGGGCAAGAGUGAAGCGGGAAAGAAGGGCCCUGGGAGGCCAACAGGCUCCAAGAAGAAGAAUGAACCAGAAGAUGAGGAAGAGGAAGAGGAGGAAGAGGAUGAAGAUGAGGAGGAAGAGGAUGAAGAUGAGGAAUGAAUGGCUAUCCUGUAACGAUGUGUGUGCAGUGUGCGUGUGUGCUCAGGCAGUGGUUUUGCUAAGAAUGUGAAUUCAAGUGCAGCUCAAUAUUAGCUUCAGUAUAAAAACUGUACAGUUGUUUGUAUAGCUGAUAAGAUUCUUUGUAGAGAAAAUACUUUUUUAAAAAUGCAGGUUGUAGCUUUUUGAGGGGCUACUACAUACAGUUAGAAUUUAAAGCUUUUGAUGAAUGUUUCUGAAUAUUUAAUGGUUUCUUUAACUUUUUGACUUGUGUAUGGUAGCACAGCAAACUCAUAGAAAUUAGUAUCAAUAGUGAAUUUUGUGUUUUCUAGAAUGAGAGUGUUGCAUUGUUUUUUUUAAAAAGUUUUUGUAAUAAAAUUAUGUAUAUUAUUUCAUUUGUCUUUGUCGUAUAUGCUCAAUUAGCUUUUGCUUUAAAAGUCAUGGUCUGGAACCAUGUCAACUUUUUUUUGUUUUUCUGCCUAAUAGUUCUCAGACAUGGUUGAUUUAGUAUAAUGUUUGUUUAAAAGUCAAACAUGCCCAUAUUAUUCAUAUUUACAAAGUGUUCUUUAAAAACCAGCGGUGGAAUUUAAUGAACUUCAAAAAUUUAUGCAGUUUUAUAAAAUGAGCAAGGUUUGUUCUUGACAUUUAUGUUCAUUUGUUAGCUAACUUGUCCCUUUUUUUUAGGUGACAUUUUAUUUUGAGAGAAACUUUCUUUUUUAGUACGAGGCAGAGGAGCUCAUACAGUGACUCCAUACCUAAAAACACAUAAACUUUUAAAAACAAUAGGAACAGGUUUACAUUUUCUGUUGAUAAUGAUCUAGUUUGGGGUAGAAUACCAGAGUGAAUUUUGAGUUAAAUCUUAAAAAUCACUGUGGUCUUAAGCCUAGAAUUCUCAGUAACUAACCCAAGAAAGCUUUUGAGAUGGUGGUUGUGAUUUUCCAUGACUGUAGUUAGGCGAGAUUUUACGAGGAUAUUUAUUUACAGGUGAAAGCAGUUACUAGGAAAUGCUCAUUUGAGGAAGCAGUUGCUUGCAUUGGAAUUUAGAUAACUAUUGUAAAUAGUUAUCAAGUUAUUAGUGAAAGUUAGCCAUCUGUUGUCUAAGAGAUUAUAGAAGAAACCUAUUUGUCGAUAGUUUCAUAGUUAAACCUGACAAUCUUGGUUACCUAUCAAUUAUUAAAAAUAGGAGCCAAAAUUCUUAUUACCCAACCAUGGGAGCCUUGGUUGUCCAUCUUAUGCUAUAUUUGGAAUUAUUUCUGACACAGGAAAUACUAACCAAACUUGUUAAAUGGAAGGUAAGGUAUUAGCAUAAUUCCCAGAGCAGAUGGACUGAAGUAGAAUCUUCAGCCCUCUUAGAGAUUGCCCUCCAUUAAUAUCACAGUUGUUGUUUUGGGGCUUUUCCUGAUCAUAAAAUGAAAACUAGUUUUAUGUAUUUAAAAAGUAUUUCCUGGUGUUAGGUGACUUAAUGCUAAAAAAUUGGGGGUAAGGUGUUUUAGAGACACGCCUAGGUCUGGAUCCCAGUUCCCCAGCUGUACCAAAUGCUAGCUGUAUGGACUUUACCUCUGGGCUUAUUUCUCCUUAUCUGUGUAGGGUGUCAGUACCUACUUCGCAGUGUUUUAAUGAUUAAAUGAGAAUGUUAAGUAUUUACAACAGUACUUAAUGCAUAGAAAAGAUACUAAAUAGGAGUUUUUAAAAUUGAAAUAGAGUCUGUUUCUUAAGGAUUUCUAUAUCUAUAAAUUAGACCCAUGAAGCAGACCUAUCUGGUUCCUUGUCACCUUUCUUUUUGGGAGUUUUUGUGUUUGCUUUCAUUCUGUUCUUUAAAUGAAAUAUAGUUUAAAUGUCUAAGAGUGACUCAUUCUUUUAAAAUCAAGAGUUGUUCCAUAAUCUCAGCAUUUGAGAUGAGUCCUCAUAUUUGAUAUUUUCUCUAAGUGUGGAUCAAAAUUUAAAAUACCCUUGUUUUCAGGACUAAAUGACUUCAAGGAGUGGUUAUGUUGGAAAGCUCUGAAAUGGGGGUAAGAAUCAGGUUCUAUCCCAGUCCAGCCAGUACUUGGGGAUGUGUUUAUGAAAACCGCCUGCCCCCCCCUUUUCUUUUUAAAAAUAAGUCAUAUCUUGAUGGUAAAAAAUGUAAAAGGGCUAUAUAGUGGGUAGUUUACAACCUUGAUUUCCAACUACCAGGUUCUCCCAGGGGGCAACUCCAGUAAUGUAAUAAUUGACCCUUCAAGAGAGACUGAAGCACAACAGUCAUAUGUGCAUAUAUAUCAAUGUUGCACAAAAGGAAGCUUAUUAUAUAUGUUGUUCUACCCCUUAAUUCUCAUCAUUUUAGAUUCUUAGCACAACAGAGCUGCCACAUUUCACUUCAAUAGCCAUCUGCAUAGUAGCCCAUUGAAUAGAUCACAAUGUAACCAGUUCCUUAAAGAUACUUAUGGUUGUGGUUUUUUUUGCUUUAAGAACAACAUUGCCAUGAAUAUCCUUGUAUGAUUUCAAAAAGUUCAAAAGUUUGUGCAUUUAAAAUUGUGCUAAUUAUAAUAGCUAAAACCUGUACUUGGUAUAUGGCAGAAACUGCUCGCUCUCAGAAGUUUUACUAAUGUGUACUGCACAGCAAUGAAUGUCUAUUUCCUCAUCUCAGCAACAUUAUCAUUCUCAAACUUCAUAAUCUUUGCUAUUCUGAUAUAUAAAAAAUGGUUCCUCCUAUUAUGAAUUCAGCAUAUUUUUAUGUUAAAGAGCCAUUAGUGUUUCCCGUGGUCUUCUGUCUCAUUGGUCUUAUUAGUAAUUUGUGGGAAAUAAGGAAAAUGACCCUUUGUGACCUGCAUUGUAAAUAUUUUUUUCUAUGUUGUCUUUUGACUUUAUGAUGCUUGUCUUCAUGCAAAGAUUUGUUUUUAUGUAGGCAAAUUUAUUCCCUAGUGGCCUUGGGAGGCCUUUCCCACUCAAAGAUUAUAAAAAUUGUCUUUGCUUUCUUACUUUUUAUUACUUAAAUCUUUGAUCCUUCUGUAAUUUAUUUUGGUGCAAGAACUGAAGUAGGGUCUCAAAUUUCUUUCCAGAUGGUAGCCACUACUUUUGGUCUUUUAAUCUAUAAAAGCUGUGUUAGAAGAUCCUGCGGUCCCUUAUGUAACUUGCAAACUUGCUCAGUAUGGGACAGUAUGCCUUUUUGUGUUUUGCUCUUUAACAGCAUCAUUUACUGUAAGUACUAAACCAUAAGUUUGUCUUAGCCAAACAUAGCCUUAUCUUAAAGCUGACUUUCUAUUACUACGUAUGCCACUAAAAAUGUUUACAAAGCAGUAAUGAUUUUAUUUCUUGGGGAAUAGCAAGAAGAAAGCUAAAGGGCCUGUUUUGCCGAUGCAUAAGAUCCAGUCCUUUUAAAAAUAAAACAUCUCUCUCUAGAAAUAAGCCAUUUUUGUACACUUCGUGCCAGAAAGAGUUAACUAUUGUAUAAACAUUUGUAAACAUAAAUGCCCAGGAUGAAGGGGACAGCCAUUGUUUAGCUCAGUCCUGUUGCUGGAUGGAAAUGUGGGUCUAGGAUUCCCAAAUCUCCCCAAUUUUCAAGUGGAACCAGAAUUCUAGAUAUUUAAAAAAUGUGAAAUCUGAAUUGUAAAUAUUGGCAAUGAAUUCAAAUGUCAGGCUCAAAGAAAACAUGUCUGUAGGUAAGAUUCUGUUAAGGGUCACCAGUUUGCCACUUCUAUAAAUUAGUGUAGGUAAAUGUAGGAUUAUUAAUAACAUUUACUUGAGUUA
Molecule: messenger RNA, 4511 nt
Organism: Globicephala melas (long-finned pilot whale)
Lineage: Eukaryota; Metazoa; Chordata; Mammalia; Artiodactyla; Delphinidae
Gene: HMGB2
Product: high mobility group box 2
Biological process (GO): regulation of transcription by RNA polymerase II
Cellular component (GO): nucleus
Molecular function (GO): DNA binding, bending
Source: RefSeq, a predicted model, not a curated record